Penicillium daleae is the source of this 1467-nucleotide messenger RNA. RefSeq names its product putative F-box and JmjC domain protein. Gene Ontology annotation, cellular component: nucleus. The transcript has 2 exons. The record is from RefSeq and is a predicted model, not a curated record. Gene Ontology annotation, molecular function: cis-regulatory region sequence-specific DNA binding; protein binding. The coding region runs from base 1 to 1467 and encodes 488 amino acids. Lineage: Eukaryota; Fungi; Ascomycota; Eurotiomycetes; Eurotiales; Aspergillaceae.
AUGCCUGACAUCACAAUGCUACCAAGUUAUCCACCGGCCUUGGAUGGUCAACAAGGCGACGAGGCUAUUCCCAGCCAUCCUCUAGGUGUGAAACCUAGUGGAAAUGCUCUGCUAGCAACAUGGAGUCUUCGCGAUGCCAUAGGAACUUUCCGGCUUUUACCCGACGAGUUAAUCCUGUUGUUGCUGGAACACUUGGACGGUUCGAGUCUACUGGGGAUCGGGCGCACCUGCAAGGCCUUUUACGCAUUCACCCGUGCGGAGGAGUUGUGGAAGGCACUAUUUAUCCAAUCCCCAUUGGAUAACUUUACAUGGAGAGGGACAUGGCGAUCGACAUAUCUCAACCUGCCUCCUUCAAAAGUCCCCACCAUCGACUGCUCUCAUCUCUACUCCGACGUACUUUACCGACCUUUCAAUUGCGCGCAUAUCGCGCUUGACCCCUAUGUCACCAAGAUCCCACCGCGUAACCAGAUCCCGCGCUUACCAGAUCUUUCCGUCGAGGACUUCCACGAAGAAUGGGCCGAUCGGCCUUUCAUCUUGACCGAACCGGUUAAGGCCUGGCCAGUCUACAAGGACUGGACUAUCGGGUCACUGCUCUCUCAACAUGGGCAAGAGAAGUUCCGCGCAGAGGCCGUCGACUGGCCACUGACUACCUAUCGCGACUACAUGGCGGACAACUCUGACGAAAGCCCAUUGUACUUGUUUGACCGCGCUUUCGUCCCAAAGAUGGGACUGGCCGUCGGCCCCCCUCAGUCGACCCCCAAUGCGGCAUACUGGCCACCAGCAUGCUUUGCGGAAGACUUCUUCUCAGUACUCGGCAAGGACCGGCCCGACCACCAGUGGCUGAUCGUGGGCCCCGAACGUUCGGGCAGCAAGUUCCACAAAGACCCUAACGCGACGAGCGCCUGGAAUGCGGUGCUGCGUGGGCCGAAGUAUUGGAUUAUGUUCCCAUCGGGCGAUAAGCGAGCUCCACCACCGGGUGUCUACGUGUCUGACGAUCAGAGCGAAGUGACAUCGCCAUUGAGCAUUGCCGAGUGGUUACUCAACUUCCACGCAGAGGCUCGACGCACCCCAGGGUGCAUGGAAGGAAUCUGUGGCGAGGGCGAGAUCCUACAUGUCCCAUCGGGCUGGUGGCAUCUGGUGGUCAACUUGGAGCCGUCUAUCGCGAUCACGCAGAACUUUAUCCCUCGCGCGCAUCUUUGCGCUGCGCUAGAUUUCUUGUCCAACAAGGCAGACCAGGUCUCUGGGUUCCGGAAGAAUGUCGAGAACCCCUACCAGAGAUUUGUGGAUGGAAUGCAAGAGGCUUACCCAGAUCUUUUAGCGCAGACCCAAGAGGAGCUCCAGAAGAAAGCCGAUGGGAAAAAGCGCAAGUGGGAUGAUAUUGUUCAUAGCAAGACCGAGGAAGACCAAAGUGGCGCAGGAGGGUUCAGCUUUGGAUUCGGAGAUGACAGCGACGUCGAAGUCCCUUGA